This is a messenger RNA of Culicoides brevitarsis, 996 nucleotides long. RefSeq names its product coenzyme Q-binding protein COQ10, mitochondrial. The record is from RefSeq and is a predicted model, not a curated record. The coding region runs from base 261 to 881 and encodes 206 amino acids. Gene Ontology annotation, cellular component: mitochondrion. The transcript has 2 exons. NCBI's taxonomy places the organism in Eukaryota, Metazoa, Arthropoda, Insecta, Diptera, Ceratopogonidae. Gene Ontology annotation, molecular function: ubiquinone binding. Gene Ontology annotation, biological process: cellular respiration; ubiquinone biosynthetic process.
ACGAUGACUUUUGGAACCAAAUCUAUUCAGGGAAAUCAUCAAAACAAAAAGAAAAACAAGUGAAAUUUGCGUGGAAAAUCAUCGUAAUCGGCCAGAUGUCUUCUUGAGUCGUAGUUACUCCCGUUUAGCACAAAAAUUUCAUCCCUUUAAAGUCAUAGCAGAUAGCACACAAAAAUUACGACACUCUUCGCAAUUCAAGGGAAGGUCAAGGCACGAUUUUCAAGGGUUUUUCACAAUAAUUUCACUUCCUACGCACCAUCAUGGCCUCCAACCCGUUGAUCAACAUCAAAAACACUUGCGGUGGCAUUUUGUCACUCAAAACGAAGAUUCCCACAAAAUUCAUCCAAGGCCAACAAAAUCGUUUUUUUCUCUUUGAUGCCACAGCGAAUCAAGGAAAUAGUCGUCGAUUUGCCGAAAAAAAGCUCGUGGGCUUCUCGCCCGAGCAAAUGCACGACGUGGUAGUCGACGUUGCGAAUUAUUACAAGUUCCUACCGUUCUGCAAAAAGUCCAAUUGUUACGACAGGAAGAAAAACGCGUUCAAAAGUGACCUUGUGAUUGGCUUCCCACCAUUUACGGAGCGCUACACGUCAAAUGUGACGCACGAGAGACCUGCUUACGUCAAAUCCGAGUGCUUUGACGGCGUAAUGUUCAACUAUUUGCUCACAAUAUGGAAAUUCAAUCCGGGCCUGAAGGAUAUCGAGCAAUCUUGCGUGAUUGACUUCUUCAUCGAUUACCAGUUCAAGAGUGCGUUGUACAUGAAGUUGUCGAAUUUGGUGUUUGACACGAUGGUACGACAGAUGGAACAGGCCUUUUUCGCCGAGGCACGCGUCAGAUACGGGCGUCCAAGUAUCAAAAGUCACGUUCUAGUCUCCGGCAGUUAACGCAAGGACUUGCCUCCUUUAGAUUAAUAGUUUUUUUUAAGUGUGUGUGAGUGUAAAGUGUUAUGAACUUUAGAACCUACGAAAAUAAAGAUGUUAUUUAUUUUUAAAUAGAAAA